AUGAAUGAAUUAUCAUUCAAAUUUGAUGUAGAACCCAAUGGUUAUAUUACAAAUUUUACUUUUACUGAACUUAUGAAAAGGAAUAUAAGCAGUGAACAUUUAUAUUCUUGGUUUGCACCAAUUGAUUCUAUCGAAAAUUAUCAAUUAUAUUUGAAUAAACUCUCAUCAAUAUCAAAUAAUGAAAUAAACAAUGAUAUUUUUUACCAUUGUGCAAAAGGAAGAUUUGGGUUAAUGUGUCAAUAUGAAAUAGAUGAUGAUUAUUUACAUAAUAAUAUGUUCGAUUAUUUGAUAGAUUUUUAUCGAGAUGAAAAACCUUUCUCAGAAUCAUUAACUUGUUAUAUGUUUAUCCAAUGUGAUCGUCAUUCAUCGAAAUAUUGUUUGGAUUGGUCAGAAAUUUGCGAUGGAAAAGUAGAUUGUUUCAAUGGUCCAUUUGAUGAAGAACAUUGUUCACAAAUAGAUAUAAACAAUCCAAUUUAUAAACCAAUAGAAACAAAAUAUGUUAUUAAUGAAAAUAUACAACAUCUACCAAUUCUUUUAGUUGAAGAUGUCAAAUGUCGAGAUUUACCAUUAACAUCAUCUUGUAUUCCAGGACGACAAGAACGAUUAUUGAAAGCGAUAUUAUCUAUUAAUGAUCAUUCUACAUCAUUGAAUUGUUCAUUAGCAUUCAAAUGUAUCCUUCCAUUAUCAAAUGAUCUAUCUUCAAUUUGUAAUCGUUUCUGUGGGAUACAUGAAUGUCUACAGCUAAUUGAAAAUUAUUGUCCAGAUAUGUUUUAUAUGCCAUCUAUUCCAAUUCUAUUUAAUAAUAUUUAUUUUGCUUAUGAAAAAACGGAUUCAAUUGAAUUUAAUAAUAAAAAUUUUCAAGAUCCUUAUAUUUGUUAUAGUAAUUCAAUUUAUGAUAACUAUUUUAUCAAUGAUUCAAUGAAAUACUUUAAUGGUACAAAAUGUUAUCGUAGAAAUAUUCCAUUUUCUUCUUCUAAUCAAAAGCAUGUAUUCGAUAUUGCAUACAUACAAUCAAUAUACAAUAUAUUUAAAUAUUACAAUUUACGUUUAAGUUCAACUAUUAAAUCUUUAGAAUUUCAACAUUAUCCUUUACUCGAUUGUUCCUAUGAUAAUAGACUUUCAAGUACAAAUGAUUUAUUUCCACAUGAUGGCGAAUAUAUAUAUUAUUUAUGUAAAAAUGAUGAGAAUGAUUAUCAUCAACUAACUAAACAUCGUAUUUUAUUUCAAUUAAUUUGUAAUCGACUUAUUGAAUUAUCACCAAAAUUAAUUAAUGGACAAAAUGAAACUGAUGAAACUGANACUUAUUCAAGCAAUGCUUACUUUUGUUGUAUUUGUAUUACCAUCGAAAUUGUAUAG
Messenger RNA from Adineta ricciae, 1356 nucleotides. NCBI's taxonomy places the organism in Eukaryota, Metazoa, Rotifera, Eurotatoria, Adinetida, Adinetidae. The record is from the annotation of a GenBank genome assembly.